UCGCAGCCGCCAUAUUGUGUGACAGUAUUUUGAUUCGUAUCCGUUGGAAGUUUAGGAAGGGAAAAGUGAGAGAGAGAAAAAAUAAGGGGGGAGCAGAGAGGGGGGGAAAAAAAGAAAGAAGAAGAGCUGUCAAAAAAGAAAUUCCCGACUCUCCGAAAACGGCGGGGGGGCUGCGGCCGUAGUCAUCCUCCCCCCUCAACUGCAACCACCACCACCAAAAACAGAACAGGCCGGGGUGCCGUCCGUCCCCCCCUUCCCAAAGUUUCCUCCUUCUCCGCCUUUCUGUCAUCUCACCCCCGGCCCUGUGGAGAUUUCGGUGGCGGCGUCUCGGGUGUUGAAGGUGGCCCGGGGAGCGGCGGCGGAGACGAAGAUGCUGAAUCUGUGGGCGGGGUGCUGAGUCUGCUGAAGGAGCCAUCAGUUCUGAGCCGGCGGUACACGAAUGGCCCAGGGAAGCCACCAGAUUGACAUCCAGGUUUUGCAUGACCUGCGCCAGAAGUUCCCUGAGGUGCCAGAGGGUGUCGUUUCCCAGUGCGUUCUGCAGAACAACAACAAUUUGGACGCCUGCUGCGAAUACCUGUCUCAGGUGAGCACGGGCUACCUGUACGGCGAGGGAAACCUCAGCUUCUCGGACGACCCGGGCUUGUCCAGACUGCGCAAUCACAUGACCCAGCUGAAUCUGGGCCUGCAGUCUCAGAAUGUGCAUGCGCCCCCCCCGCGGGACGGCCUAAGGAUGAACGGCAGCCGGACUCUGUCCCACAGCCUGAGCGACGGGCCCCUGCAGACGGGCCAACCCAACAGCGAGUUCUUCCCGGCGGAGCCUCAGUCGGCGCCCGCACAGGCGCCGCCCGGCCUCGGCGUCUUCGGCGCCACGGACACCGCCGCCCGCAAGCCGCAGCCACCCCAGCACCUGGGACUCUACCAGCUGGGCGGCAAGGGCCACUCCGCGGGGGGGCCUCACCAGGCCCCCCGCUUCAACCCCAUCACCGUCACCCUGGCGCCCAACAUCCAGACGGGCCGCAACACCCCCACCUCUUUGCACAUACACGGCGGGCCCCAGCCCGGCCUCAACAGUCCACAGGGUAACUCUAUCUACAUCCGGCCUUACGUCACGCAGCCCGGUACGACCCGACAGGCCCAGCAGCAGCAGCAGCAGCAGCAGGCCGGCUGGGCCCAGUACAGCCCCACCUCCCAGCCCCCGCAGGUGUACCAGAUCUCGUCCCACCCGUCGGCGCUGCCCGGGUCCUGGGCGCUCCCCUCCCAGCACAGCUCCUCCUCACAUACCUCACCGCACCAGUCACAGGGCCACCAGACCUCGCACGUCUACAUGCCCAUCAGCUCGCCCACCAAUCCGCAGGCGCCCUCCAUCCUGCAGGCCCCGCCCGGGGGCGGGUCCUCCGCCGGCCCCGCCCCCGGCACGCCCGCCCCCUCCGCCUCCUUCAGCCAGUACAACAUCCAGAACAUCUCCACCGGCCCGCGCAAGAACCAGAUCGAGAUCAAGCUGGAGUCCCCCCAGCGGUGCAACUCCGGCACCACCGCCCUGCUGCGCUCGGGCGGCGGGCCCCGCCCCUCCUGCGCCUCUUCCUCCUGCCCCUCCUCCUCCUCCUCGGUGGGCGUGGCCUCCGCCUGCUCCACAGCGCCCCUGUGCAUCGGCGGGCCCGGCCUGAGCCGCAGCCAGCCCACAGUUUACAUCUCGGCCAGCCCGCCUUCCGCUGCUACCGCCUCCUCCUCCGACGACGCUGCCACGGCCCCCUCCGGCUCCCGCUCCCAGCCCAAGUUCUACAUUUCCGCCAACGCCGCGGGGGACGACGGCGGCGGACGCAACCCCCCGACCGUCUACAUCUCGGCCAACCCCCCGCUGCAGGGGCCCUCGGGCGCCCGUAACAUGUCGGGCCAGGUGAGCAUGGGCCCCGCCUACAUCCACCACCAUCCGCCCAAGUCCCGCGCCUCGGUGGGCGGCGGCGGCGCCGUCACCUCUCCCCGCGUGGUGGUCACCCAGCCCAAUACCAAGUACACUUUCAAAAUCACCGUGUCCCCCAACAAGCCGCCGGCUGUGUCCCCCGGCGUGGUGUCCCCCACCUUCGAGCCCACCAACCUCCUCAGCCUGCCCUCGGAGCACUUCGCCGAGCCUGACCCGCACCACCUCUCGGACCCGUUGUCGGCGCACAGGGACCGGCCCAGCGAGCCCCGCAGACCCAGCAUGGGCUCCGAUGACGCCGCCUACACGCAAGCCCUGUUGAUACACCAGAAGGCCCGCAUGGAGAGACUGUGGCAUGAGCUGGAACUGAAGAAAAAGAAGCUGGAAAAACUAAAAGAGGAGGUCAACGAGAUGGAGAACGACCUCACCCGGAGACGACUACAGAGAUCCAACUCCGUCUCCCAAAUCCCCUCUAUUGAGGAAAUGAAGCAGCUGAGAAGCAAAAACAGGAGCCUGCAGAUCGACAUCGACUGCUUAACCAAAGAAAUCGACCUCCUUCAAACACGAGGACCAAACUUUAAUCCCAGUGCAAUUCAUAAUUUCUAUGACAACAUUGGAUUCCUAGGUCCUGUCCCACCCAAACCUAAAGGUACUUUAACUGUUGGGCCAGAGUGCAGGGGGUCAGUAGACAGGAGAGGAAGGAAAAUUAAUGUGAGCUCCAGGUUAAAGAUGGACCCCUCCACUCCCCCUGCUGCUCUCCCUUUGGACUCGAGUUCGAAGAACCCAAAGACUGUAGGGGAGGUGGAGGAGGACGAGGGGGCGCAGUGGAGCUGCACGGCCUGCACCUUCCUCAACCACCCCGCCCUCAACCGCUGUGAACAGUGCGAGUUCCCUCGACACUUCUGAGCCACAGGGCGCUCCAAAAAUAAACGCUUCUCUUUUUUUACCUACCACAAUCCAAAUCUAGAUUAGGAAAGGGGAUUUUUUUCUUUUCCUGCAGUAAAAUAUGGACAGGGUUUUUAAAUUCUUGUUUUUUGUUGUUUUGUUUUUUUUUUUUUUCCAAGAUUUUAUAAUAUCUUUUUUUGGGGUAGAUUGCUGUCCAUUGAAGGCCUGACUGGAUAGUGUUUACAGGUUGUGUUACUUAAGAAACCAGCAGAGCUGAUAAUACCUCGCCUUGGAGUCGGGCGCCAGCGCGGGGCCGGCGGUGCCUCGAGGGGCCUCGCUUCGUCCGUACGCAGUAUUAUCAGAGAGCUGCCCUUCAGCGUGACGGCUGCCGGGGGUGUCCUCGCGCCUCUGCCCCGCUCUCCUGUGAAGCCAGGGGUGGAGAGACGGGGGAGAAGAAAAGAAAGAAAAGAGGGAGAAAAAAAACCCAGCCGUGACAAACGCGUCUGAAGAGAAAAACCAACAGACAGACUACUCUGACUGACUAUCUGGUUGCUGUUUCCAGAGGAUGAUGGAGAGGGAAAAUCAAGCAGUGUUACUGCCAGCAGAACUUGCCUUUCCUUCCUCUCCGUCACCUGUCCCCCUCCAGCCCAUCUUUUCAAACCACAAUAAUAAAAGAAAAAAGAACGAGAAAUAAACUGCAUGCUUUGUAUGUACAGAAUACAGUGGAAAAUUACCCCCCAGCUUCUUACUGUACAUAGUUGUAGAAUGUGCUUUAAAUGCUUAUUUCCUCGCACUAUGAAUCACUUGUAUUUCCUGUGAGUAUAGCGUAGUCGACUUGAUAAACUUUUUUUUGUUGUUGUUUUUGUUUUUCUUGUAAGCAAAUAAGCACGGUGUCCCUUUUAAGCUUUUUACUUGAUAUCUGUGAGAAGUGAAGCCUUACGUAAAGGAUGAGCAGUAAUAUGAAUAUGAAUCUAUGCACACACAAAGCUUUGUUUUUUUUCCCCCCCCGCUCGGUCUGUUCAUCGCACCUGUAAAAAUGCUGUGCCAUCUGCAGCCGCAGCCACGUGGAAAGACGGGAGUUUUCCCUCGAGAUGCCAGAGGUCUUCGGACUGGCAAAAAGCCCGUUAGCGAACGACAAACUGCCAUCUUAUCUGACAACUGGAAUGUAGGUGUAAUGUUUGGGGAUUUUUAAACUUCCACGUUGAGAGACGCGUGCCUUUUUAUGAUGCAUUAUUGUUUUUUUUUUUUU
Messenger RNA from Megalops cyprinoides (Indo-Pacific tarpon), 4049 nucleotides. RefSeq names its product TGF-beta activated kinase 1 (MAP3K7) binding protein 2 (gene tab2). Lineage: Eukaryota; Metazoa; Chordata; Actinopteri; Elopiformes; Megalopidae. The record is from RefSeq and is a predicted model, not a curated record. Gene Ontology annotation, molecular function: ubiquitin binding; K63-linked polyubiquitin modification-dependent protein binding. Gene Ontology annotation, biological process: positive regulation of protein kinase activity.